Molecule: messenger RNA, 834 nt
Organism: Metopolophium dirhodum (rose-grain aphid)
Lineage: Eukaryota; Metazoa; Arthropoda; Insecta; Hemiptera; Aphididae
Exons: 1
Coding region: 1-834 (277 amino acids)
Source: RefSeq, a predicted model, not a curated record
AUGCCAAUUGCAAAUUCUCAUAUGUGCAUGUCAAAUCUAUUAGUACAGUGUCAAUCAAUAUCGUCUCUGGCGCUGACAGACCGUCCCACUUGUAGUGUCAAGAAUGUCCAGUCAAUAGCCGAAUCACAUUUUACCAGGACAGUAACCCAGGAUCAUUCUGGCCGAUUUGUGGUCCAAUUGCCAUUCAUACGUGAUCCUGAGGUAUUAGGUGAUUCAAAAUUUAUGGCGCAACAGCGUUUCUUCAACCUAGAGCGAAAGAUGAACCGAGAUCCUAUGCUAGCUCAAGAAUAUACAAAAUGCAUGGCUGAGUAUAUUAAAAUGGGUCAUAUGGAAGAGGCUGAAGACCUUCCUACUUAUUACCUGCCUCAUCAUACUGUGACCAAGAGUGACAGCCUAACCACAAAAACUCGUGUUGUGUUUGACGGCUCAGCAGUUACAAGAUCAGGCCUAAGUCUUAACGAUAUAUUGGUAUGUGGACCGCCGGUUCAACCUGAAUUGUUAUCCAUUGUACUACGAUUCCGUCUCUAUAGAUAUGCUUUGGUUGCGGACAUUGAGAAAAUGUAUCGCCAGGUCUGGGUUGCACCUUCAGACUGUGAUAUGCAGCGAAUAGUAUACCGGUCAAAUGCUGAUGAAAUAUUAAAGAGUUAUAGACUGCUCACUGUCACCUAUGGUACUAGAGCUGCAUCAUUACUAGCCACACGGUGUUUACUUGAGGCAAGUUAUAUGGUCAAAGAUGCAAAUGCUCAGCGUGCGAUGCAACAAGACUUCUACGUAGACGAUCUGUUGAGCGGCUGUCAGGGCGAAGAAGAAUGUUACAACCUGUCAGGGGCGUAG